AUGCCCGCCGUUACCUUGAAAACCCGCACCCAGGUAGGCAGCCUGGUCCUCAUCGCAAAGCGAGGAAACUGGGCCAGCCGAGAGCCUGGCGUGAUCUUGGUAUUCUGCAUUGUCUUCAUCGUUGCGCUCGGGAUUAUCGCGUUGUUUGCAUACCGCAAGUGGAUGGCACGCAAAGCCAAAAAACCGUCCUUUGAGACAGCCGAGUAG
Messenger RNA from Penicillium daleae, 207 nucleotides. RefSeq lists its product as uncharacterized. The transcript has a single exon. NCBI's taxonomy places the organism in Eukaryota, Fungi, Ascomycota, Eurotiomycetes, Eurotiales, Aspergillaceae. Bases 1 to 207 code for a protein of 68 amino acids. Gene Ontology annotation, biological process: regulation of catalytic activity. Gene Ontology annotation, molecular function: enzyme regulator activity. The record is from RefSeq and is a predicted model, not a curated record.